AUGGAACUGAGAGAGCGCAUACCGCGCAUCCACCAAUAUGCAAUUGAUGAAAAGGGCGCAGCACCUAAGCCUCCCCCAGCCCUCUCGCCCGCGUCAGCUUCGUGCAGCUUUAGUUCGCCGUCUUCCUCCCCGUUCGACUUCACGUCGUCCACCACGGCUUCCCAACAGUCAACAUGGCUUUCCUCACCAGCUCCCAACGCCUCUCGGCAACCAUUGAAUACGAGUCAACCCGCAUUCGCGCAUCGUCAGCCGGACUUUGUCCUCUACGAUCAACCAGCUCCGGUCUCCCAUCGGCCUCAGCGAGCACCCAGCGCUCCUCAGAAUACGUUUAACAACGGCCAGCACUUCUACGCAAAUUCUGCCCCGUCAUCCACUACAGAAUUCCAACAGCCACGGUUACGCCAGCGUCCCCCAGUCCCCCUGUUUUCCAGCUCUAGCAACAACAUUCCUCAACUCCACAACGCCACAAACAUGGCAGGUACGGUGCAUCCUCUAUGUGCUCUCGACUCCGAGCUCACCAUGCCGGCAGACUUGAACAGCAACAACUCCUUUGACUCGGGCGCAAGCCUGAUGUCCAACUUCAACAACGGAGGCUUUUCUCUGGACUCGGUGUCCGCAUUCACGGCGAUCAACGAUCCUUCUGUUGCCGCCGGGUCUACGCGCACCGUGUCCCCCAAGGACAUCUUCAAUGAUGCCUUUGGGUCUGCGCCCCCAUCUACGGCGUUCACAAACUUGACCUCUCCCGAUAUCGGUGACUCCCCCUUCAUCAACGAUAGCUUCGAGUGCUCCCCCAUGUUCAACGGCGAGCCCAACAUGACCGACACAAGCGAUUGGUUCUCCCUGUUCCCCGAGCAGGAGACCAAGGUUCCUGAUAAUGUGUAUGCGCCUGCCAUCUCCAUGCCUUUGGAGCGCACUAUCAGCAGCCAGUCUAUGGAGCGAUCUGGUUCUUCCAGCACCGGCUCCCCCAUCGUUUUGGACAGCUACACUCGAAGGAAGUCAUCUGUUACCAACUCACCUGCCAUCAACGGCGUCAGCAAGUCUCGUCGGCGAAAGGGUCCUCUGCCAAGCAUCACGGUAGACCCCAAUGACAAGGUCGCUUUGAAGCGAGCACGCAAUACGCUUGCUGCUCGUGAGUCUCGUCAGCGCAAGUUUGAUCAUGUCAGCACCCUCGAGCAGCGCAACUCUGAGCUGCAGGCUGAGGUUGAAAAAUGGAAGAGCAUUGCUAUGGCUCAUGGAUACAGCGGACAAUGA
This is a messenger RNA of Bipolaris zeicola 26-R-13, 1251 nucleotides long. RefSeq lists its product as uncharacterized. The coding region runs from base 1 to 1251 and encodes 416 amino acids. NCBI's taxonomy places the organism in Eukaryota, Fungi, Ascomycota, Dothideomycetes, Pleosporales, Pleosporaceae. The transcript is spliced from 2 exons. Gene Ontology annotation, biological process: regulation of DNA-templated transcription. The record is from RefSeq and is a predicted model, not a curated record. Gene Ontology annotation, molecular function: DNA-binding transcription factor activity.